AUGGUCUCCAUUGCUCCUGAAGCUGUCGUCGGCACUACCAUUGCCCUGUCUUAUAUCCUUUUGGGAAAUGCCAUCACCCAGUCCUUCAUGGGCGUACCAGCGCUGCUGGUAGAUUUCCCGGCGCCCUCGUCCCCGGACCACGCAGCGCGCGCACGCCUACUGGGCCGGCAGUGGCCCGUCUUCUGGCAGGUGGGCAAUGUCUUUUUCCGGCCCAUUAGCACAUUCGGCAUCUUUGGGUACGGCUACACGGCCUACUGCGCAGGGUCGUCUUCGAGCUACCGGCUCGGCGACUGGAAAAUGUACGCGCUGGCGGCCACCUGCCACCUCGUCACGGUGCUGCACUCGGCCGCCAACAUGCAGCCCAUCAAUGAGAAGCUCGACGCCCUCAAGGAGCCCAAGGGCAGCCAGCCCGGCGUCGAGGUGGCCAAGGCCGAGUCUUAUGCCCGCAAGUGGAUUAGCUACAACACGGUCCGGCUCAUCAUGCCCAUGGUGGCCGGCUCCGUUGCGCUCUGGCAGACAAUCAUCUCUCUGUGA
This is a messenger RNA of Pestalotiopsis fici W106-1, 534 nucleotides long. RefSeq lists its product as uncharacterized. The coding region runs from base 1 to 534 and encodes 177 amino acids. The transcript has a single exon. The record is from RefSeq and is a predicted model, not a curated record. Lineage: Eukaryota; Fungi; Ascomycota; Sordariomycetes; Amphisphaeriales; Sporocadaceae.